Messenger RNA from Amphimedon queenslandica, 2526 nucleotides. RefSeq lists its product as uncharacterized. Gene Ontology annotation, biological process: calcium ion transport. The transcript has 26 exons. The record is from RefSeq and is a predicted model, not a curated record. Bases 40 to 2400 code for a protein of 786 amino acids. NCBI's taxonomy places the organism in Eukaryota, Metazoa, Porifera, Demospongiae, Haplosclerida, Niphatidae.
GCUAAAAUAAAGGAGUUUAGAGAGGGUGAGCUCACCGACAUGGACCAAGAAUCUGAUGUCUUUAUACGUGAAGGAGACACUAUACUCCUUUCUUAUGAAGUGAAGGGUGAAAAGUCAUUCCUUUACUCAAUGCAACCAAUCAGGAGUAAAGAUGAUGAAGCCUAUGAAGCAUUGGAUAAGUAUGCAUUCAAUCAACCCACCCUUUAUCCUUUGGCGUAUGAUGAGAUUAAAAAAAGAGCCAUUCCACCCAAUGUUCAUUAUCUGUCCUUCAAAAUUAUACCAGAAUUAAGUGAAAAGCAAUUUCAGGAUGAUGCACAUGAUGUUAGAAAAGAUACUGAUUGUGACAUGAAGCUUGUGUACGGAAAAAAAAUCAAGCUGUUGCAUGUGGGCUCUAAGAUGUAUUUAUCUUUACCUCAAUCAAGUGAGGAAGAUAAAAAUAUCACUUUUAGACCAGUAUAUGAUGAAAGAACGUGCCUCUUUAUUGUUCAUCCACCAAAUGAAGAAAAGCAACUUGGAGAUAAGGUUUGCUCUGGUGAUACCAUAUUUCUAAAGUCAUCCUCUCAGCCUUACUAUAUAGUCAGUAAUAACAAGGGUGACAAUAAGCUAUCUAUGAGUGAUUCGAUUGGCAACAGCAUUGGACUUACUGUGUACUUACAUAGAAGUGUAAAAGCAAAUGCUGAUUCCAUUAGAGGAGGAAGUGUUGUGAGACUCUCCUGUCUGGAGACAGAUGCUUUUCUUCAUGGGGAAGGCUCAACAUUAGACCCUAGUAUAUGGACAAGAGGACUUGAACAUUUUAGACAAGAGGGACUGUUCAAGGUUGGCUUUACCCAAAAGAGGAAGCUACCUAACGGAGUUCACAAGCCACUACCUGUUUCUGGUGAUUGUUAUUGGCUACUAGAGAAAUGGGAUAAACCACUGGAUGGUACAUCCUUUCAGUUUGGUGAUAAAUGUUCCUUAAGACACUUACAAACACAGAGAUAUCUUGCACUGAAUACUGCAAAGGAAGAAUUUGAACUGAUAGCAGUCAAUGGAAAUAGAAGUCAAGGCUAUCAAUACAAAUUCAUAAUUGAACCAGGAACUCCUGAUACUGAUUCAUCAAAUCAAGAAGUACAGCAAGAUUCUGAGAUAAUGCUAGUGGCUGACAGUAAAAAUGUAUGCUUAUCACUAGACACAAAGAAAAGACCCUUUAGAGACUCAAAGAAGAGACAAAUUAGUACUCAGUGGCUUAAGGUAAAGUGCAGUGAUCUUGGUGAUGGUGAUUGUGUAACAAGAAAAAAGAGUAUCAUCAAAGUUGGAGAAGUUGAAAAGAGGUCACUGUUUAGGUUAUAUUUCAUUGAAAGUGUUAAGAGUAUAUUGCAAGAGAUGUUAGUACCAAAUCCUGUUGCACUAGAAGAAGAUGAUUCAACUUUAGAUCCUAAUGAAAGAACAUCAGCAUGUUUGCAUGUAUUGCAAUGUGUAAGUAAAUGGCUCAAGAAAGGAUUAUCUACUACAAGAAAGACUCGUGGCAAAAUAUUACGUAGCAGUGAAGUCAUAGCUUUGUUGGUUAAUUCUCUUUGUUUUGUUGGAUCAAAUGAAAUCUGUUCUGAAAUUGCAAGUAUAUUAACAGAUUUCAUAAAAAUACACAGCCACAGAUCACACCUAUAUUUUAUAUAUAGACCUCAACCCUGUGACAUGUCACUAGCAGAUGUGGUUGUAUCACAGCUUAAAAAGGAUCCAGGAAUUCAAAUGAUUUUAUAUCAUCUCCUUGAUAGGCAAAGUGGAGUUACUGAUACUGUUGCUCUAUCACUCCUUAAUUCAAAGUUUUUAGAUAGAAUUACAUGGCCAUUGACUAUUAAUGACAAGACUAUUAUUGAGAUUUUUGCAAUGCUUUGUACACCUAAUGGUAUUCCUUUUGAAGAAAUGCAAAAUUAUAUUUGUACUGAGUUGAAAAAGAGAAUCAAAGAGAUUCCUUUAUUUAUAAUUGAAUAUGACACACUGCACUAUGUAGAAGGUGGGAGUGUUAAUCCGGAAAAUUUUUCUGACGAUACUAAGGUCAAGAUCAAUUAUUUUGUAGCUUUACUGGAAUUUUUUGCAACCCUUUGCAAGGGAGGUGAAAAAGUAUCAAGUGAUUUUGUCAAGAAGCACUGCCCAUUUAACACUAGCUGUUUAAACCCAAGUGGUUUAAUAGACAGUGUUGUGAAUGAUAGUGUCCUAUGCAACAAGCUGAAAUCAGCUUACUUAAAGUGCAUUAUAUCUGCAUAUAUUGAACCAAAUAUUGAAAAUUCUGGUAUUGACAUUGACAACAUAUGGCACUGCUAUUUAUGGAGUAGAGUCAGCCCUAAUGAAAAAACAGAUGAAACUAGCAGGUUUUUAUAUGCCUCAAAUGUAUCAGGAAGUAUUCUUAAUGAGCUUGAGCCAUAGAAUGGAUAUUAUACAACUGUUCAAUCAAAGCAUUACAAAUUAUCAACAAUUAAGACACAGUAGUGAUGGCAAGAAUAGCUUUUUUGCUGAUUUGAUGGAAUUGUUGCAUACUUUAAUUGAAUAUGG